AUUUUUUUUUUCUUUUCUAUGUGACAGAAACUCUUGCAACUCUUAAAAGUAGAAAAGAAAAUUUACUGUCUAUUCUUUUAAGGAAAAUUAAUAAACCCGAGACUUUUGUUAGAUCCGCCGGUAUUGUGAGUGUGUUUCCUCCAUCGUGCGUGACAUAUCUGUGACGUAAUCCUAAUCUUACUUGUCAAUAAGGAGAUAUACAAAACAAGAUUUGAAGAUUUUAUAAUUGAUUAUUGAUAGCUGUAGCAAAAUAAUAAUAAUAAUAAAGAUGCCUCCGUUUCCAUUGUGUUCCACAAAGUGUGGGAAAAAUGCCAGUUUAAAGAGGCCAAAAACCGGCGACACAUUGUGCAAGGAAUGUUUUUUCUUGGCGUUUGAGACCGAAAUUCACGAUACUAUUGUCACUGGUAAAUUGUUCAAGCCUGGCGACAAGGUUGCCAUUGGAGCAUCGGGUGGAAAGGAUUCCACUGUAUUAGCAUACAUUUUAAAAACUCUGAAUGAAAGUUACAAGUAUGGAUUGGAUCUGUUUCUCUUGUCCAUCGAUGAAGGAAUUACUGGAUAUAGAGAUGAUAGCUUGAAAACUGUGAUGCAGAAUAGAGAUGAUUACGGUAUUCCACUAAAGAUCUUAUCAUAUGAGGAAUUGUAUGGAUGGACAAUGGAUUCUAUAGUCACGGAGAUUGGCCGUAAAAAUAAUUGCACCUUUUGCGGUGUUUUCCGAAGACAGGCAUUGGACAGAGGGGCUGCGGUUUUGAAGGUGGACUGCAUCGUAACGGGUCAUAAUGCGGACGAUAUCGCUGAAACUGUAUUAAUGAAUAUCUUGAGAGGUGAUAUUGCCCGACUACAGAGAUGUACAUCUGUGAUCACUACUGGUGCAGAUUCCAUCAUGCGCUGUAAGCCGCUGAAAUAUGCGUAUGAAAAAGAGAUUGUCAUGUACGCAUUUUUUAAAGGUCUAGUAUACUUCUCCACAGAAUGCAUAUAUGCUCCAAAUGCAUACAGAGGUCACGCACGAGCCUUUCUGAAGGAUUUAGAGAAAAUAAGACCUUCAUCUAUUAUAGACGUAAUACAUUCAGGUGAACAGUUGCAAGCGAAAGAUAAUAUAAAAAUGCCGGAGAGAAGAAAUUGUGCUCGAUGUGGAUUUGUUUCAAGUCAAGAAAUAUGUAAAGCAUGUGUCUUGCUGGAGGGUUUGAAUAGAGGGCUGCCAAAACUCGGUAUUGGUAAAUCUAAUAAAGCUAAGAAGAUAAUGAGUUUGCACGUAGAUAAAAACAACAAACAACAAAGUAUAGAUUUCUAAGGAUUUCUAUAUCUAGAUGUAAUAUGUGUAUGUAAAACGUUUGUACGAAAAAUACACCAUCUACAUAUGCAUUA
Vollenhovia emeryi is the source of this 1362-nucleotide messenger RNA. RefSeq names its product cytoplasmic tRNA 2-thiolation protein 1 (gene Ctu1). Gene Ontology annotation, biological process: tRNA wobble position uridine thiolation. Gene Ontology annotation, cellular component: cytosolic tRNA wobble base thiouridylase complex; mitochondrion. Lineage: Eukaryota; Metazoa; Arthropoda; Insecta; Hymenoptera; Formicidae. The record is from RefSeq and is a predicted model, not a curated record. Gene Ontology annotation, molecular function: tRNA binding. The coding region runs from base 269 to 1288 and encodes 339 amino acids. The transcript has 6 exons.